CGAUCAUGCGCUUCCAAGGUUCCGUUCGAAAAUCCAGAAAGUUUGGCUCAAUGUUCUUCUAAAAGUUGAUCGUGAAUUUACGUUGUUCUUAGCUUGAGCUCACGCUGCAGUGCUCACAUCCGCCGUCGCCCUAUUGAACAUACCUCAGGCGGCAACGACUAUUGUCCUCGUGCGGUCCCUGGAGUCGACUGUCCACCAAACACUUCGUUGUGUUUGGUCAUAUUGAGCUCUCCACGACCUAUUUGCACAGCUUCGAUGAUGGUGUUCCUUGCGAUUUGUCGCGCUAUCUACGACUACCAGGCACAAAGUGAUGAAGAGCUGGACAUUAAGGAGGGCGACCUCCUCUUUGUGCUAGAAAAGAGCACCGAAGAUGCUUGGUGGAAGUGCAAAAAGAAGGCAGCAGACGAUGAUGAAGAUGAGCCGGAAGGACUUGUGCCAAAUAAUUACGUGGAGGAGGCAAAGCCCCUUCACCGGGCAAAAGCUCUAUACGACUACACCAAGCAGACCGAUGAGGAGUUGAGCUUCAAAGAGGAGGCAGGAUUAGACGUUUACGACGACUCGGAUCCAGACUGGACCCUCGUCGGUAGUCACGGAGAGUACGGCUUCGCACCUGCAAUAUACAUCGAGAAGAAUGCCGUCCCGACGGCGACGCCGAUCAGACGCGAACUGUCACCUGCACCACCACCAAUGCCUGCGAGACCUCAGGCUGCCGACGAGCCAAUACCAGGCGCGGCAGACUAUCCAGGACCAGGUAGCGCGCAUGCUACUUCGGAAUAUCAAGCGGAAGAAACCCCUGCAACGCAACUUGCUGGAAUUAUUGCGCAACGAACGGGUGGGGCUCCACGUGAGCUUGCAUCACCCCCGAUGCCCAGCCGGCGACAAGAGACACCCACUGGCAGUGACGAGGAGGCCCCUUUGCCAUCGCUCCCGACGCGACCCAUUUCCCAGGCCUCACCAAUCGCAGCUGCUCCAGUGCACCUGACGUCCCCAAGACCUGCAGAAUCGCCCGGCGUCUUACCCUCUCCGCCUUUCAACCGAGCCACGCACACUCACUACGAUGAGAAUCACGUUCAAACUUCAACCGGUGGCUACCAUCUCUACAAUAUCCACGAGAUGAUCUCGCACAUGGGGAAAAACAAAAAGAUGCCCAUGACCCUGGGGAUCAACAUCGCCAGAGGGCUCAUUUCGAUCAGCCCCGAAAAGAGCAAGGAUGGACCAGGAAAGGAGUGGACUGCAGAGAAGCUUACACAUUACAGCAUUGAAGGCAAACAUGUCUUCGUUGAGUUGGUUAAGCCGAGUAAAAGUGUUGAUUUCCAUGCUGGUGCAAAGGAUACUGCUCAGGAGAUUGUGGCUGCACUGGGCGAGCUUGCUGGCGCAGUAAGGCAGGAGGGUUUGAAAGAGGUUCUGGCCGCUAGCGCAGGAACUGGCGCUGCUGGUAAGAAGAAAGGAAAGAUGUUGUAUGAAUUUAUGGCCCAGGGCGACGACGAGGUCACCGUUGCCGUGGACGACGAAGUCAUUGUGCUGGACGACGCCUCAAGCGAAGACUGGUGGAAAGUACGUCGGCUCAAAAACGGCAAGGAAGGUGUUGUGCCAUCUUCCUACGUCGAGGUCACUGGCUAUGUCCCCGGAGGAUCAGAAACCAUCGAGGGCCUAGACACAGCACGGAGUACUGUAGAACAGAACCGCCUUGAAGAACAACGCCUCACGAAGGAAGCUGCUCGUAGGAGCAAGGCUGACGAAGUGGGUCCCGGAGUUUCUUUGCCUGAACGAGGCAGCAGCCUGGCCUCCGAUACACGACGCACUUCAGCACGCGGCUCUGAGAAACGAAGCACCAAAGAUGCGCCCAAGAGUAAACCGAACGAGGCCAAAGUCAGGACAUGGACUGAUCGCAGCGGCACCUUCAAGGUGGAUGCUGAAUUCAUCGGGCUGCGCGAAGGGAAAAUCCAUCUCCACAAGAUGAAUGGUGUCAAAAUCGCCGUGCCCGUAGCCAAAAUGGCCGUCGAGGACCUCGAGUACGUCGAACGUGCCACCGGAGCGAGCCUCGACGAGGAUAAGCCACUUUCGGACAUUAAGCGGCGAAGCACUCUACGAUUGAAAGAUUCAGACAAGUCAAGGGCAACAGCUGGCGCAAGCAUUGAAAAGAACGAUUACGACUGGUUUGACUUUUUCCUGCAGUGCGGUGUCAAUCCUCAAAUCUGUGAGAGAUACGCCGGCGCCUUCUCUAAAGACCAGAUGGGCCCUGAGAUUUUGCCCGACGUGAACGCUCAGCUAUUGCGCACACUUGGUCUCAAGGAGGGCGACAUCCUGCGAGUUCUGAAACACCUCGACACCAUGUUUAGUGGCAGAAAUGGUGCAUCGGCCAGUGGAUCUGCUGAGGACGCUGGGGGGUUAUUUUCAGGUCCUGGGGGAGCCCUGAAGAACAACACUAGAAAGGGUAGACCUGCUCCUGCCAUUCAAACCAACGAUGUCGUUGACGGGAAUGCGUUCAAGCAAGCCCCCGGAGGCGCAGCCACAUCCGCAGGGGCUAAGACGACAUCUACUACAUCGGGGAUCAGCGCAUCAGCAGGCGGGUUCGACGACAAUGCCUGGGAUGUGAAGCCAUCCAAAUCUCCGCAGACAGCAACUCCCGUGUCGGAGCCAGCGCCAGCACCGACGCCAGCACCGGAACCAUCAAAGCCUAAAGUGAAUGAUGACAUAGCACUCCUGUCCAUAUCAGCACCGCCAUUGCAACCAACACCAGCAGCUCCCGUUCAAGCAAACACUGCACAAACUCCAGCUGGCCCGCCGAUCGCAGCUCAGCCAGCUCCUGGUGCGAACCAAGCCAUUUUCGACAAGAUUGCAGCUUUGGCACCUGCAACACAACAGCAGCCGAUGCAGACUGGGUACCAACAGCCCAUGAUCCAACCUCAGCAGACCGCCGCACCUCGACAACGACCCAUCCCCCCUAUGCAGCAAGUCGCUGCUGGGGCUUUGAACAUGCCACCGCCUCCUCGCUCAGCAUCUGCACCAGGAUACCCACCACAAUCCUCUUUUGGAACCAUGCCCUUGCAGCCACAGAUGACCGGUUGGCAAGCCCCGCAGCCUACGGGCUAUCAGCAGCCUCAACCUACAGGCUUUCCCCAGCAAUUGUCCCCGGUGGGCAUGCAGCAGCCUCCGAUGCUCCCGCAACAAUCUCCCGUUCAAAUGAUGCAACAGAAUUAUCCGCCCUUGCAGCCACAACCGACCGCGUUCCAGCCCCAAUCUCAAUUUGGACAACAGCAAGCGCAGCAAUAUGGUAUACCUCAGCAGCCUACUUACCAACAAGGACUCACGAACGGACAGCAGCAGCCAUCACCAUUUGUGGACCCCCCGCGACAGCCCUUCACGCCUGCGGCCUCGGGCCUGCCUACCUCUUUUGUGCCUCAGCCAACAGGUUUCCAACCGUCAUUCAAUAUGUCGCAGCCUACUGGUGUUACUGGCUACAACGUACAACCAUUGCAAGCAGUACCGCAGCUUCCACCUCAACAGACGGGCGGUGUUUUUGGACCCUCGCAGCCCUUGGGUUUGCAAGCACCUGCUAUGCCUCUCGUCCCGCAGCGAACCGGCCCAGCGCCGCCGGUCAGAUUCGGAGUACAGCCUGGAGCCAAGCCAUUGGUGGCACAGCCGACCGGUAGAGCCAAUCUUUCUAAAGCGACACCACAAAAUCCAUUUGGUUUCUGAGAGCAAUACAGGACGAUCUUUCCUUCUAGCCUUGCAUGGAGUGUACAUUUGGUUCUUUAGAAAGGUUUUUCCUCAUGUUCAAUACCCACCUAUGCAAGUUCAUCAUAUAUUAUGACUGGUUCGUUGAUAGUCUAGCCUUUGCAGGACAACUGAUAGAAAGUGUCCUGGCCAUGGUGCAUGUUAUUUCUCACCCGAAGUGGGGCGCAUAUUGCGGGUAGAUCCUUUUUGUCUCGCGUUUGAGAAGCGAAUGACGUGCACUGGAUUUCAUGUGGCUUCAAGCAUAAUACUGGUGGGGAUAAAUUCUUACAGUAAAUGAUCAUUUCUCUAUCAAUGCUACAUUAUAGAGGUUGGCAGCAUUGAGAACAUGUCGGACAUACAAAUAUAUCUCCUCGAA
Messenger RNA from Dissoconium aciculare CBS 342.82, 4093 nucleotides. RefSeq lists its product as uncharacterized. Lineage: Eukaryota; Fungi; Ascomycota; Dothideomycetes; Mycosphaerellales; Dissoconiaceae. Gene Ontology annotation, molecular function: protein-macromolecule adaptor activity; cytoskeletal protein binding; ubiquitin binding. Bases 256 to 3699 code for a protein of 1147 amino acids. The record is from RefSeq and is a predicted model, not a curated record. The transcript has 2 exons.